Messenger RNA from Penicillium cosmopolitanum, 1305 nucleotides. RefSeq lists its product as uncharacterized. NCBI's taxonomy places the organism in Eukaryota, Fungi, Ascomycota, Eurotiomycetes, Eurotiales, Aspergillaceae. The transcript is spliced from 5 exons. Gene Ontology annotation, molecular function: oxidoreductase activity, acting on the CH-CH group of donors; flavin adenine dinucleotide binding. The coding region runs from base 1 to 1305 and encodes 434 amino acids. The record is from RefSeq and is a predicted model, not a curated record.
AUGCCAGCAUCCGUGAAUAUCCCUCCCAUUGCGUUACCUUUCAUCAGCGACCGUGCCAAGUCUACACUGGGCCUUGCGACGCAAUUCGUAGACGAGGAAUGUAUUCCUGCCCACGAUCCCUUCGAGGCACAGCUAGGACAAGGGGCGUCACGAUGGGAGAAAAAGCCAGCUAUACUGGAGCAGUUGAAGGUCAAGGUCAAGAAGCUUGGUUUGUGGAACAUGUUUCUUGGUCAACAUAACGGAGCUGGAUUUAGUAAUGUGGAGUAUGGGUUGAUGGCGGAGUAUCUUGGGAGAAGUCAUAUUGCCAGCGAGGCAACUAACAACCCAGGACCAGACACUGGCAAUAUGGAGCUCCUAGUGAAGUACGGUACCGAAUCUCAGAAGCGGCGAUGGUUGGAUCCUCUGAUGAAAGGGAAAAUCCGAUCUGCUUUUUUGAUGACCGAACCGGAUAUUGCUUCUAGCGAUGCCCGAAACAUCCGCUGUGAAAUACGUCGAGAUGGGGAGGAGUAUGUCCUUAAUGGCUCGAAAUUGUGGUCCCCCGGUGCCGGGGAUCCAACCUGCGAGCUUUAUAUCUUCAUGGGUAGGAUUGGGGGCAUAUCUUCUGUAAACCAAUAUACUCAGCAUUCGGUGAUUCUGGUCCCCGCAAACGCUCCUGGUAUCACCGUUCAUCGCAUGCUAUCUGUCUUCGGAUAUGAUGAUGCGCCGCACGGACAUGGCCAUAUCACCCUCCACAAUGUCCGACGACUUGGCCCCGGUCGGAUCCAUCACUCGAUGCGCACGAUUGGUGCAGCGGAGACAGCGCUAGAAUGGAUGAUUUCACACGCAAACGAUGAAAGAAAGAAGACAUUCGGACGGUCACUAUCCUCACAUGGGACGAUUCGGGAAUGGAUUGCCAAGUCGCGCAUCGAGAUCGACACAGCCAGAAUGACUGUCCUGAACGCCGCUAUCAGAAUCGACCAAGAAGGUGCCAAAGCCGCACUUAGAGAAAUUGCCGCUGCCAAGGUUCUUGUGCCUCGCACGGCCCUUCGCGUCAUUGAUCGUGCUAUUCAAAUCUGGGGUGCUGCCGGGGUUUGCCAGGAUACACCUCUGCCAGGCCUUUGGGAUUCCGCUCGGACGAUGCGGAUUGUCGAUGGCCCGGAUGAGGUACAUUUGCAGCAGUUGGGCCGUAGAGAGAUUCAGCGCCUGGGUAAAGGUGUACAGGAAAAACUCGAGCGCCAAAAGAGGGAGGCCGACAGGCUGCUGUCUUCUUAUGAGGGAAGUUUGGCAGCGGCGACUCUCCGCGGAUACAAUAAGGCAAACCUGUAA